UAGAAUUGUAUAUGUCAGCGUGUGUGUAUGGGGGGAGGUGUGUGUGAGUGCGUACGUGCUAAAUAAAGCCUCUGUGCGUGAAACUUUGAAACAGUUUCACUUUGCUACGGAUUGAGGAAGAAGAAGAGGAAGCUCCGUCUUAGAAAACAGGCAUGAGGCAUGUAGACGAUGGACCCGCGGCACGAGCAUUAAGCUCAGAGCGUCCACUAUGACACCAUGUCCAGUCCUUGCUGAUAUCCACUGGACCGUGCCGUGUGUUCCAAGAAGGUGACCAUGGCCCAGGAUCUGGUGCUGAAGCAACGUAGCGAGAUCCUUUGUGGUCUAUGUGCCAGCGGGUCGCCCGAGCCCCUGGAGAGGGUAUUGGAUGUCCUCCUGGCCUGCGGGGAGUUUUCAUGGGAGGAUUACCACAACGUGCGAGUGCAGGGGAGGCCGCUUCAUGCCAACGCCAGGCAUCUGCUGGACCUGGUCUACGCCAAGGGGGAGGCCGCGUGCCAGGCUUUCACCGAGGCAAUCCGGGAGGUCCGGCCUGAAGACCCGGGGCGUGUCACCGGGAUGCUUCUGACCCGAAGGCCCACCUUGGUGGCAGAGCUCCAAAGCUGCAUGGACGGAGCUCUGGAAGCUCUGUUGGAAUCGGGAUGCUUCACCCACGAGGACUGUGGAGACGUACGCUUACCCAUACACACACCCUCGCAGCAGGCCAGACGUUUGUUGGAUCAUGUGAGCUCGAAAGGCGAGUCAGCAGCUAACGUGGUGCUACGCUACAUUGAGCAAAAGCAACAGUCUGGGUGCAACCUAAAAUCUGAGAAGACCACACCCGAAGAGCUCCUUAUAUAUCAGAAGAAGUUGCGCAGUUCUGUGUCGGCCCAGUCCAGCUUCCUCAAUACGUACGGAGGAACUGGACACAUGUUGCUUGAUGACAUCUACACUGAAGGCCAGCUGGAGCUGGCUCAGGACUGCAAGGAUCAAGGACAUCUGGGCUUAGAAGACAUCAUAGGUACAGCGGGCAAUGUGAAUCAGGAGGCAGACACGGUCCUGAUAUCCGGGGAUGCCGGCAGUGGUAAGAGCACCUUACUCCAGAGGCUACACCUUCUCUGGGCUCGAGGGGCCACCCUCCCCGAAUUCGUCCUCCUCUUCCCUUUCAGCUGUCGGAAGCUGAAUUCGGAACUCAAUGAGCUGUCGGUCCAAAAGCUACUCUUCCACCACUGCUGCUGGCCCGACCGCGACCAGGACGAGAUCUUUCGCUUUAUUCUGGACCACCCGCACCUCGUGGUCAUUACAUUUGACGGUCUUGAUGAGCUAAAGCAAAGCUUCUCGGACGAGCGCAGGGUCUGCUGCCCCACGGAGCCCGCCCCCGUGCAUGUACUAUUGUUCAACUUGCUCCAGGGGUCCCUCCUGAAGGGGGUGCGGAAGGUGGUGACCAGUCGUCCGGAGGCUGUGGGUUCAACGUUGAGGAAGCAUCUCCGCAAAGAACUCUUCCUUAAAGGCUUCUCCCCUGAUGGCAUAAACUGUUUUGUCAAGAAACAACACCACGAUUUGUCUGUGGCCUCUAAAGUCUUGGCAUCCAUUCAGGCCAACACAGCUUUAUUUGGACUUUGCCACAGUCCGGUCCUUUGCUGGAUUGUCUCGCAGUGCCACAAAGAGCUGCUGGGCUGUGGAGAUGGGACACCACAGACCAUAACGGACGUGUACCUCAUGAUCCUGCAGCACUUUUUGCAGCACCAAAACGCCUCGAAGUGUUCUGAGGGAGCCACUUUGCUUCAGGAGCACCUGGGUGGCAUCUUGCAUCUGGGUCAACUUGCUUUCCAGGGUGUAGAAGCUUCCUGUUAUGUCUUUGCUGGCACUGACCUGGAGACCUGCUGCGUUACGGACAAGGAAAUCUGUGCGGGCUUCCUCACCCAAAGCAAGGAAAUGUCAUUCCCCCAGAGUCUUCGGUACGAAUUCCUUCACGUGACCAUGCAGUGUUUCUUCGCUGCGCUUUACAUUGUUUUGUCCAACAACACGGACCGCUCCACUGUAGCUAAGCUGUUUGAGGCCGACUUCAGUAGCACCUGUUUUUGGUCCUGCUUGUCUGUGGACCACCGCCAAGGGCUGGCUGAAAACCCCAAUUCACAAAUCACAGCCACUUUCGUCUCCGGUCUCCUUUCCCAGAGACACAGACACCUGUGGCUGCACUGCACCCCGACAACCACCGUGGAGAAGAAAGCGCGACAGGUGGUCCGUUGCCUCCACAACGGCAUGCAGGAACACUUCAAGUCCAUCCCCCCGCCAGUUCAGUGUGAAAAAAAGAGCAUGCACGCCAUGCCGGGCUUUGUCUGGCUCAUCAAGUGCAUCUAUGAGAUGCGGGAGAGUAAUAUGGCCGAGGAGGUGUUGAGCCAGUUGGAGGUGGACCACCUGAAGAUGACCUACUGUAACAUCGGACCCGUGGAGUGCACAGCUCUGGCUUACGUGCUCAAGCACCUGAGGAGUCCCGUGGGAAUCGAGCUGGACAACAACUCUGUGGGCGAUGUGGGUGUUGAGCAGCUCCUUCCCUGUUUGCAUAUUUGCAAGUCCCUCUACCUCAGAAAUAAUAACAUCACUGAUGAAGGGAUUCGAAAACUGGUGGCAAAGGGAAUCCAGUGUGACAACUUCCAGAAAAUUGCACUCUUCAACAACAGGCUGACUGACGCUUGUACGCAACACGUUUCUCAUCUGCUGAAGACCAAGCAGAAUUUCCUCUCUUUGAGGCUAGGCAACAACAAUAUAACAUCGGAAGGAGCCAAACAGCUGGCUAAGGGGCUGGAAUGCAACCAUUCGUUGACCCAUUUGGGGCUUUGGGGCAAUAAGAUUGGCGAUUCAGGUGCAGAGGCCAUUGCUGGUGCUCUGGAGGGCAGCAAAACGUUAGCAUGGCUAAGUUUGGUGGGCAAUGGCGUGGGCAGCGCCGGAGCUCGUGCCCUGGCCAAGAUGCUCGAGAGUGGCACAUCACUGGAGGACCUGUGGUUAACCGAAAACUGCAUCACCAGAGAGGGCGUGGAUUGUUUAGUUCAAGCUCUGGAGCGUAACAAGCGUAUCAAGUCAGUAUGGUUGAGGAACAAUCACCUGAGCCCUGAGGAGGUGGUGGAGAUGACACGUCGUGAAUCAAGACUCAUCUUCUGAUGCUUUAAAAAAAAAAAAAAAUAUAUAUAUAUAUAUAUAUAUA
Hippocampus comes (tiger tail seahorse) is the source of this 3175-nucleotide messenger RNA. It is a transcript of the gene nod2, whose product is annotated as nucleotide-binding oligomerization domain containing 2. The transcript has 10 exons. Lineage: Eukaryota; Metazoa; Chordata; Actinopteri; Syngnathiformes; Syngnathidae. Gene Ontology annotation, molecular function: protein binding. The record is from RefSeq and is a predicted model, not a curated record. Gene Ontology annotation, biological process: regulation of apoptotic process. The coding region runs from base 274 to 3132 and encodes 952 amino acids.